AUGAAGAUUCUAUUCCUGGCUGUCUUCUUUGUUUUUCUUGCGGUUUCACUAGCCAAACCACAAGUUUCCUUUGGUAAGAAUGGUAGAGGAAAGCACCAUGCAACCACUGCGGCACCAGACGAGUUAUAUGAUUUUACCGAUGUUGUUGAAGAAACUGGACCAGGAAAAUUUUAUGUUGCUAAGAAUGGUGGAGAUGACGACGGAACAGGAUAUCAAAAGUUGAAGAAAGGAGGUGAAGAUGAUGGAGGUUAUGGAGAAGGCGAAGGAGGACCCGGAAAACUUUAUCGAGCCAAGAAAGAUGAUGGUCAAGAAAAGAAAGGAGAUCCACAGUCGAGAGAUGGAGAUGAAGGAGAAGAAGAAGGAUCUGAUAAGAAGGAGAAGAAAGGAAAUCCACUGAAAAGAGAACAUGGAGACGAGGGAGAGGGAUCUGGUAACCAGGAUGGGUCAUCCGAUCAUCCCGAUGAAGAAAAGAAAGGAAAUCCAUUGUCAAAGCAUGGAGAUGGAGGAGAAGGAUCUGGAGGCCAGAAGUUGCUAAAAAAGAGUGAUGGAGAUGAUGGAGGUUAUGGAGAAGGUGGGCCACCAAAGCAUAACAAAAUCUUCCGCAAAGCCGCCUCAGUUGCUCAUUACCACAAGAAUGGAAAAUCCGUAUUCCGUGCGUCCCGUAAUGGACCGCAUCGUGUGAUUGCAACCAAGUGA
Molecule: messenger RNA, 696 nt
Organism: Caenorhabditis elegans
Lineage: Eukaryota; Metazoa; Nematoda; Chromadorea; Rhabditida; Rhabditidae
Gene: F57F4.2
Product: Filaggrin-2-like
Exons: 1
Coding region: 1-696 (231 amino acids)
Source: RefSeq, marked reviewed